AUGCCCGCUAAGGGCCAGGAUCAUGUUGAAUGGUUCAAGGAUUUCUUCGUCAAGCAUGGCAUGGAUCAACGGUUCGGACUGGCCAUGAUUCACCGCCACUUUGAUCUGGAACCCUCGGAGAAGCUGGUAGAAUAUAUGGGGACCUCGACACCUUGGUCCGGUGGUUCUUCUGGGAUGAAGGAGCCCCAGCCAGCCAUGUGGGCCUUUGACGAUGUUGGGCUCUUAAGGCCGACUGAGUAUCACUACUCAGAAACGCAGGACGCGGAUUUUACCCACAAAGACUUGGAAUUUUUCGCCAAGUUCAAGGCCGAGCUUGCACUGCGCAACUUGGCCGACAUUUUUGGUUUGGCUCGAUACCCCGGAGACGACUUUGAGGGCUCUUGCGAGUUUACCCAGGGCAGGGCCAAUAUCAAUCUCCAGCCUCAUGACUAUCCUGCCAUUUUAAAGGCCAUCUCCACUGUCUGGUUCUUCUCUGAACCUCUCUGGAAGCGGGGAUGCAAUUGCAAAUGCAACGCGAAUGCUGACGAUCAUCCCCACACGCACCUGGAUGCUCGGAAGUAG
Molecule: messenger RNA, 561 nt
Organism: Cordyceps militaris CM01
Lineage: Eukaryota; Fungi; Ascomycota; Sordariomycetes; Hypocreales; Cordycipitaceae
Exons: 2
Coding region: 1-561 (186 amino acids)
Source: RefSeq, a predicted model, not a curated record